Molecule: messenger RNA, 836 nt
Organism: Neurospora crassa OR74A
Lineage: Eukaryota; Fungi; Ascomycota; Sordariomycetes; Sordariales; Sordariaceae
Exons: 2
Coding region: 540-836 (98 amino acids)
Source: RefSeq, a predicted model, not a curated record
CUUUGUCUGUCGAGUUUUGUGCUUUAAAGAGGAGGAGACCGGCUGCUGCUGCUGUUCGUAAGCUUCCUCAAUGACAUUGUAUCGGCAAGUUGCUGGAUAAAAGCCGUGGUGAUGACGAUGCUGUCAGGUUGACAUGUACCAAGUGCGCGCGCCCAAAGCUUGUUAUCACCUCAAGCAAGACGUUGUGGGGCAACUGACAUGUCAAGCUUGUCCGUGAUGCUCAACACGUUUCGACCUUGACCUCGUCAUCUUCCUCGUGCGAGGCUUUCGGGAAUGGACAGGGACUAGUGUCUUGAUGCUACUCCAAACGUGGGACUUCAGACAUCGGACGAACCAGUAUCUUGGCGUGUCGUUGGUGUCACGGAGAAAAGGGUCGAAACCGUGACGGCUGUGGCAAGGACAAGGGCCAUCUGAGAUAUCUUUGGUUUGGUAUGUGAAACGGUUCUGCUGCUGCUCAUCAUCAGUAUCGUACUCGAGGUUGUCGAAGGACUCGAAACAGUCGUCUUCAGUGUCAAGAAUUGCGUCAUUGCCGUUGCCCUAUGCUCUUGUUAGCAGCGCUGUUGUCCUUUUUCUUUCCACUCUUGUUUCUAUUUGUUCUUGUCGUUCCAUCCAACGCAACAAGAACACACUAUCAAAGGCUUGGCCAUCCCAAGCCCUCCAAAUCCCAGCGACAGCGACAAGAAAAACCCACCCUCUUAGAGAGAGGAGGAGGAGGUGUUGCUAAGAAUCGGCUUCACGUCCUCGUCGUCGCUGCUGAUGUCGAUGACCUCGCCAAUGGGCCGCUGCUGGGAAUAGUCACAAAGUCCGGCACUAGGAGCCGGGCGUGUAGCGACUAA